AACGAAAAAAAAUUAAAAAAAAAAAAACUAACAAGAGAGAAGAAGAGAGUCGGACCUCCCCAUUUGUGUAGCAGCGAUGGCGGUGUUGGUGGUGCCGACGAGAACACUCUCCCUUCGUCUUGCACUCCCGGAGCUUUCCCCUCGCGAGUGAUAUAUUUUAAGAAUGGAGUAGACUUUUUAAAUGCCAUGAAAGAAAAAAAAAAUAUGUAUAAUCAACCGUCAAUUCGUUCAUCGCAGUCCUGGCAUCCUUAUCAAUUAAAGAUUAACAAUCGACGAAAAAUGAGUUCGAGUACUUGUUAUAAAUGCCACCGAAUGGGUCACUUCGCGCGGGAAUGCCCCCAGGGACACAUUGCACGUAAUUGCACCGAAGGAGGCGGCAAAAUUUGCUACAUUUGUGGCAAAAGCGGUCACAUAAGCCGUGAAUGUGACCAAGAUGACAGGAAG
This is a messenger RNA of Cotesia congregata, 444 nucleotides long. Lineage: Eukaryota; Metazoa; Arthropoda; Insecta; Hymenoptera; Braconidae. The record is from the annotation of a GenBank genome assembly.